This is a messenger RNA of Photinus pyralis (common eastern firefly), 784 nucleotides long. Its product is annotated as probable RNA-binding protein 18. Gene Ontology annotation, molecular function: RNA binding. The transcript has 4 exons. The record is from RefSeq and is a predicted model, not a curated record. Lineage: Eukaryota; Metazoa; Arthropoda; Insecta; Coleoptera; Lampyridae. Bases 109 to 735 code for a protein of 208 amino acids.
UGUUGCUAUCUUCGUUCAACACACCUGAUCCAAUUCGUUUGUUUAUAUUUAAAGAAAAACCUUCCAAAAUAUAUUAAUAACUCAGUUUUAUGAUGUAAAAACGUUUGCAUGAAGAUGAGCAUCAUCAAAGAUGAAAUUAGUACAAAUUCGCUUGGUGAAUGCUCAAAUGAUCGAAGACUGUGGAUAGGCAACUUAGAUCCGAGAAUAACUGAGUACCAACUAUUAAAACUAAUGCAAAAACAUGGUGCCAUUGAAAAAUUCGAUCUUUUAUUUCAUCGUGCGGGUCCUACGGCCGGACAGCCAAGGGGGUAUGCGUUUGUGACGUUUAGUAAUAAGGACGAUGCAACUUUAGCCAAAGAACAACUCCACAACAAGCAAGUCGGAACCAAAAAUAUUAUAGUCACAUGGGCACACAGUAUUACGACCGAGGAACCGGAGAAGGCAAAAACCAGCAUAAACAUCCCGGCGUUGGCUAUGGCUAAAUUGGAAAAGAAAGUCAAUCGAGAAUCUCAAAUCGAAGCGAUCGAGGCCAAGCUGAAAUUAAUGGAGAAUAGAAACGUCGACGAAUUGGAGAUAAACAAAACGGUCGCAGCCGAGCCCCCAAUCAUAUCUCUAUACCAAAAUAAAAAAGCCGACUCGUCAAUAAAUAAUUGUAAUGGUACAAAACAUAGGUAUAAUUUAAAGCGGAAUGAUAGACGCCGAGCACCUUAUCACAAACACAGUUUACGAAAGUAACUUCAUAUAAUUUAUAUCGUCAUUGUAAAAAUAAAUCUUUUAUCGAUUA